Syzygium oleosum is the source of this 1747-nucleotide messenger RNA. Its product is annotated as squamosa promoter-binding-like protein 8. The transcript has 4 exons. The coding region runs from base 434 to 1489 and encodes 351 amino acids. Gene Ontology annotation, cellular component: nucleus. The record is from RefSeq and is a predicted model, not a curated record. NCBI's taxonomy places the organism in Eukaryota, Viridiplantae, Streptophyta, Magnoliopsida, Myrtales, Myrtaceae. Gene Ontology annotation, molecular function: DNA binding.
UCUCUCUUUCCUCAAAUGAAUUUACACACUCCACCACCUCGGGAUGAAGAGGGAAAGGAAGAGGGGGAGGGGAGGAGAAAGCUGACCCCUCGCGGUUCCCCACUUUCCUUCUCUUUCCUCAGCUCAGACUCUCACUCACACACUGAAACCCAGCUUAGAGAGAGAGAGAGAGAGCAGAGAGAGCAGAGAGACAACAGACAAGAGUUAAAGAAGAUCUGUAGAGAGAGAGAGAGAGAGAAAGAGAGGGUGUGUGUGUGUGUGUGUGUGAGAGACAGACAGAGACAGACUUAAAGGUACACGCCAUUUGAGUGCAUAGAAGAGAAGGACGCAGAGAGGGCCGAGGCUCUGCAACAUGGCAAGCUAGGCAGAGAUAGCUUCCACGCGAGAAGGAGGAGGAGGAGGAGGAGGAGGAGGAGGAGCGGCGGCCGCGAUAAUGCUGGAGUACGAGUGGGGUCUCGGCGCCAACGCAUCUCAGAUUCUGAUCUCCGCCGACGACCCGACCCAUGACCCGACCCAGGCCCACCCCCACCCCCACCACCACCACUCCAUGCUCGACCAAUACGCGGUCUCGCCUCACCACCAGUCCUUCCCCAACGCCAGCGCCAGCGCUCACAUUCUCUCCAACCCCGCCAACGCCUUCCCGUCCUUCGCUCCUCCCCAUCACCAACAAGCAGGCCCCAUCAACAGCACCCCGCACAACCACAAUGCCCACCCCCUCUUCGACCCCCGCGCCUUCGGCGCGCCGUACCCGCCGCCUCCCGCCAGCCCCUUCGCCCUCGACUGCUUCGGCGGCGGCGGCGGCGGCGGUGGCGGGGGGUUCCUGAUGGUGCCGAAGAGCGAGGACGCCGCGGCGGCGGCGAGGAUAGGCCUGAACCUGGGGGGCCGGACGUACUUCGCGUCCUCGGUGGCGGCGGAGGACGACUUCGUGAGCCGGCUCUACCGGCGCUCGUCGGCCGCCGGGGAGGCCGCCGGGUCUUCGUCGGCGGCCGCCAACGCGCCCCGCUGCCAGGCCGAGGGGUGCAACGCCGACCUGACCCACGCCAAGCACUACCACCGGAGGCACAAGGUGUGCGAGUUCCACUCCAAGGCCGCCGCCGUCAUCGCCGCCGGCCUGACCCAGCGUUUCUGCCAACAGUGCAGCAGGUUCCAUCUCCUCGCGGAGUUCGACAACGGGAAGCGCAGCUGCCGGAAACGGCUGGCGGACCACAACCGCCGCCGGCGGAAGUCGCACCACCAGCAGCAGCAGCAGCCGAGCCGCGAGAACCCGGCCAAGGCGCAGCAGGAGAGCGGCCGGAACUCUUCCGGCGAUAACCCAGCAAGAUCGCCCCCGGACUCGGGAACGCAGUCGGCUUCGUCGGUCACCGUGGCGAUGUCCCCGCCGAGGAUGUCGCUGGACUGUUUCCAGCAGAGCCAUCGGGGUUACCACCAGCCCUCGUCGUCUUCAUCGGCAUCGUCGCCCUCGUGUUCUCUCUUCUUCUCCAGCGGAUGAAAAGACGAAGAGGAAGUGAUUGUGGUGGGGGCUCUCGCGGGGCACUUGAGAGAGUAGUAAGCAAUAUUCUUAGGGAUCGAUUGUUGAUUGUUUUAGAUUUUAUCAUCGCCAAGAGAUUUCAAGCAUCUCUUGUCUCUUCCACGUUCAUGGUGGAAAGUUCAUGUGCAGCCCGAGAUGGGCAUCGUUGUAGACAUCAAGUGAAGCAUCUAAAUUAUUGUUUCUUAUGGUAUACGGCACUAUAGUCGCACGUGCAAACUA